Messenger RNA from Pipistrellus nathusii (Nathusius's pipistrelle), 3387 nucleotides. The record is from the annotation of a GenBank genome assembly. NCBI's taxonomy places the organism in Eukaryota, Metazoa, Chordata, Mammalia, Chiroptera, Vespertilionidae.
AUGUCGCGCUCCGUGCUGCAGCCCAGCCAGCAGAAGCUGGCGGAGAAGCUCACCAUCCUCAACGACCGGGGCGUCGGCAUGCUCACCCGGCUCUACAACAUCAAGAAGGCAUGUGGAGACCCCAAGGCAAAGCCAUCCUACCUUAUUGACAAAAAUCUGGAAUCUGCUGUGAAAUUCAUAGUCAGAAAGUUCCCUGCUGUAGAAACCCGCAACAACAAUCAACAGCUUGCACAGCUACAGAAAGAAAAAUCGGAGAUUCUGAAAAAUUUGGCAUUAUAUUACUUCACAUUUGUAGAUGUCAUGGAAUUUAAGGACCAUGUUUGUGAAUUGCUCAAUACUAUGGAUGUUUGCCAGGUCUUCUUCGAUAUAACUGUAAACUUUGAUUUAACAAAGAACUACUUAGAUUUGAUCAUAACCUAUACAACACUAAUGAUACUGCUCUCUCGAAUUGAAGAAAGGAAGGCAAUCAUUGGAUUGUACAACUACGCUCAUGAAAUGACCCAUGGAGCAAGUGACCGAGAAUAUCCACGCCUUGGUCAGAUGAUUGUGGAUUAUGAAAACCCUUUAAAGAAGAUGAUGGAAGAAUUUGUGCCCCAUAGUAAGUCUCUUUCAGAUGCACUGAUUUCUCUUCAGAUGGUGUAUCCUCGAAGGAAUCUUUCAGCCGACCAGUGGAGAAAUGCCCAAUUAUUGAGUCUCAUCAGUGCACCCAGUACAAUGCUUAAUCCUGCACAGUCUGAUACUAUGCCUUGUGAAUAUCUCUCUUUGGAUGCAAUGGAAAAAUGGAUUAUCUUUGGCUUUAUUUUGUGCCACGGGAUCCUCAAUACUGAUGCAACAGCACUGAAUCUUUGGAAGUUAGCUCUUCAAAGUAGCUCUUGCCUCUCUCUCUUUCGGGAUGAAGUUUUCCACAUUCACAAAGCUGCAGAAGACUUAUUUGUAAACAUACGAGGCUAUAACAAACGUAUUAAUGACAUAAGAGAAUGCAAAGAGGCGGCUGUGUCACAUGCUGGUUCAAUGCAUAGAGAAAGACGCAAAUUUUUAAGGUCUGCACUGAAAGAAUUGGCUACAGUCCUCUCUGAUCAACCUGGCUUGCUAGGUCCCAAGGCACUUUUUGUUUUUAUGGCAUUAUCCUUUGCCCGUGAUGAAAUUAUCUGGCUGCUUCGUCAUGCAGAUAACAUGCCAAAGAAGAGUGCAGAUGACUUUAUAGAUAAGCACAUUGCUGAAUUGAUAUUUUACAUGGAAGAGCUUAGAGCACAUGUAAGGAAAUACGGACCUGUAAUGCAGAGGUAUUAUGUGCAGUACCUUUCUGGCUUUGAUGCUGUAGUCCUCAAUGAACUUGUGCAGAAUCUUUCUGUUUGCCCUGAAGAUGAAUCAAUCAUCAUGUCUUCUUUUGUUAACACUAUGACUUCCCUAAGUGUAAAGCAAGUUGAAGAUGGGGAAGUAUUUGAUUUCAGAGGAAUGAGAUUAGAUUGGUUUAGAUUACAGGCAUAUACUAGUGUCUCUAAGGCUUCGCUUAGCCUUGCAGAUCAUAGAGAACUUGGAAAGAUGAUGAAUACGAUAAUUUUUCAUACAAAAAUGGUGGAUUCCUUGGUGGAAAUGUUGGUGGAAACAUCAGAUCUCUCCAUAUUUUGUUUUUAUAGUCGUGCUUUUGAGAAGAUGUUUCAACAGUGUUUGGAGUUACCCUCUCAGUCAAGAUACUCAAUUGCAUUUCCACUACUUUGCACUCAUUUUAUGAGUUGCACACAUGAACUGUGUCCAGAAGAGCGACAUCAUAUUGGAGAUCGAAGUCUUUCCUUAUGUAACAUGUUUCUGGAUGAAAUGGCUAAACAAGCUCGAAAUCUUAUCACUGAUAUUUGCACAGAACAGUGUACUCUUAGUGACCAGUUGCUGCCCAAGCAUUGUGCCAAAACCAUUAGUCAGGCAGUGAAUAAGAAGUCAAAAAAACAAACUGGUAAAAAAGGGGAACCUGAAAGGGAAAAACCUGGAGUUGAGAGCAUGAGGAAAAACAGGCUGGUAGUGACCAACCUUGAUAAAUUGCACACUGCACUUUCUGAGUUGUGUUUCUCUAUAAAUUAUGUACCAAACAUGGUUGUUUGGGAACAUACCUUUACCCCACGAGAAUAUUUGACUUCUCACCUGGAAAUCCGCUUUACUAAGUCAAUUGUUGGAAUGACUAUGUAUAAUCAAGCCACACAAGAAAUUGCAAAACCAUCAGAGCUUUUAACAAGUGUAAGAGCAUAUAUGACUGUACUGCAGUCGAUAGAAAACUAUGUGCAAAUAGAUAUUACAAGAGUAUUUAAUAAUGUUCUUCUUCAGCAAACACAACAUUUAGACAGUCAUGGAGAGCCAACCAUUACAAGUUUAUACACAAAUUGGUAUUUGGAAACUUUAUUAAGACAAGUCAGCAAUGGUCAUAUAGCUUAUUUCCCUGCAAUGAAAGCAUUUGUGAACUUACCUACAGAAAAUGAAUUAACAUUCAAUGCAGAGGAAUAUUCUGACAUAUCAGAAAUGAGGUCAUUAUCAGAACUGCUAGGCCCAUAUGGUAUGAAGUUCCUAAGUGAAAGCCUUAUGUGGCAUAUUUCUUCACAAGUUGCUGAACUUAAGAAACUUGUGGUGGAGAAUGUUGAUGUGCUAACACAAAUGAGGACCAGCUUUGACAAACCAGACCAGAUGGCUGCACUCUUUAAAAGAUUAUCAUCUGUUGACAGUGUCUUGAAGAGGAUGACAAUAAUUGGUGUAAUUUUAUCCUUUCGCUCAUUGGCACAAGAAGCACUUAGAGAUGUCUUGUCCUACCACAUUCCUUUUCUUGUAAGUUCAAUUGAAGAUUUCAAGGACCACAUUCCAAGGGAAACUGAUAUGAAGGUUGCAAUGAAUGUAUAUGAGUUAUCAUCAGCUGCUGGAUUGCCUUGUGAGAUUGAUCCUGCCCUUGUUGUAGCUCUUUCUUCACAAAAAUCAGAAAACAUAAGUCCAGAAGAAGAAUAUAAAAUUGCCUGUCUCCUCAUGGUCUUUGUGGCAGUUUCUUUGCCAACACUGGCCAGUAAUGUGAUGUCUCAGUAUAGCCCUGCUAUAGAAGGGCAUUGCAACAACAUUCAUUGCUUGGCCAAAGCCAUCAACCAGAUUGCUGCAGCUUUGUUUACAAUUCACAAAGGAAGCAUUGAAGAUCGUCUUAAAGAAUUCCUGGCGCUUGCGUCCUCCAGUCUACUGAAAAUUGGCCAGGAGACUGAUAAAACAACAACAAGAAAUAGAGAAUCUGUUUAUUUACUGCUAGAUAUGAUUGUGCAGGAAUCCCCAUUCCUGACAAUGGAUCUUUUGGAAUCUUGUUUUCCUUAUGUCUUGCUGAGAAAUGCAUACCAUGCUGUCUACAAGCAAAGUGUUACAUCUUCUGCAUAA